Messenger RNA from Danaus chrysippus (African queen), 249 nucleotides. NCBI's taxonomy places the organism in Eukaryota, Metazoa, Arthropoda, Insecta, Lepidoptera, Nymphalidae. The record is from the annotation of a GenBank genome assembly.
AUGUGGCGCUGUCGGCAUCCCCUUUCACAUCUUAACGCGUCCAGAUUUGGCAACGAUGAUACGAAAUCCUGUUCCUUCGACUUUUUGCUCGGACAUUUCCUGAGAUUCGAAGAACUGUCGGCAAAAAAAAUAACCACAGUUUCGCCUCCAGCCGCUUAUACAGUAGCUGGCAGGUUGGAAGGCGCCGCAUUUGCCGCCGUGGCGCCGGCUGGCCGCCAACACCUCGUGUAUUAUGAACUAGCCCCGUGA